GCACAGUCGCCCGGCCGAGCGCGCGCGGACCUCGCGCUGCCUUUGUCCGCGAUGGCCCCGCAGCACGGCCGGCCCGCGCCGCCCGCCCGCCGCGAGCCGCCGGCGGCGCCCCCGGUUCCGCCUCGCCGGGAGCGCGGGGGGCGCGGGGCGCGCGGGCCCGGGGCGGCCGGGGGCCGGGGGCGCGCGGGCGGCACCGAGGGGCGCGGCGUCAAGUGCGUGCUGGUCGGCGACGGCGCGGUGGGCAAGACCAGCCUGGUGGUCAGCUACACCACCAACGGCUACCCCACGGAGUACAUCCCCACGGCCUUCGACAACUUCUCGGCUGUGGUGUCAGUGGACGGCCGGCCUGUGAGACUCCAGCUCUGUGACACGGCAGGACAGGACGAGUUUGACAAGCUGCGGCCGCUCUGCUACACCAACGCAGACAUCUUCCUGCUGUGCUUCAGCGUGGUCAGCCCCACCUCCUUCCAGAACGUCAGUGAGAAGUGGGUCCCCGAGAUUCGCUGUCACUGCCCGAAGGCCCCCAUCAUCCUGGUCGGGACACAGUCAGACCUCAGAGAAGACGUCAAAGUGCUCAUUGAACUGGACAAGUGCAAAGAGAAGCCAGUGCCCGAGGAGGCGGCCAGGCUGUGCGCAGAGGAGAUCAAAGCCGCCUCCUACAUCGAAUGCUCAGCUUUGACACAGAAGAACCUCAAGGAGGUGUUUGAUGCCGCCAUCGUCGCUGGCAUCCGGCACUCGGACUCCCAGCAACAGCCAAAGAAGUCUAAGAGCAGGACCCCAGAGAAGGUGCGGGACCUGUCCAAGUCCUGGUGGAGAAAGUACUGCUGCUUGGCCUGACCCUCUGGUGGCUCAGGGCACAACUCUCCCGGAUGGUUGGCCGUGGCCGGAGGACACGCCCUCCAAGCGCCCGCAUCUGCCCUCAGCAUCCCUGGGGUUGAGAUUCAUAUGCAAAAUACAUUAAAGAAUUUUGGGAGUUAAGAUUGGUUUUCCUCCUAACUCUGGGAACUCAGAGCUUUAGAACUCCAGGUUAAUUUAUAUUUCACAUGGAAAGGGCUCUUCUAAGCCGGGCGUCGGCUUGAAGUCCUGCUGCAUUGUACAGGACACAGGAGGGCAUGACCUUCUCCUGAUCAAGGGCUACUGAGUGUUCAGUGCACGGCACAGCAGACUCCGUGACAAUUAAGCUCCAGCUCGGAAACCACACAAACCAAACCUGUUUCUGUAAGAGAAAAAAAACGAAAACAAAAUCUGAAAAAAGCGACAGGCUUCUGUCUACGAAACCUCACACCUGUCCCUUUUGUCACUCAGACUCACUUGCUUAAGGUCCUAAAACAACCAAAACAUCCCACUGGCCACUGGCCCUGUGUUGACGGAAGAGAAUACUUGCCUUGUUUUAUUCUUUUUUGUUUUAAUCACGUGACCAGUUGUGUUGCUAUGAAAGUGCCGGGUACAGAUCUGCCGAGUUCUUCAGGGAGGGACUCCUGCUGAGAUCAGAUCACCCUCUUGGCUUUCAGGACUGGCCUGGGCGUUGGGUGGUCUGUGUCCUAUGACGGAAGCAAGAGGAAGUUCUUGUCCAGGGGCUGUAAGCUGCCAUGCUCACAGCACCUGGAGAUGCCAUAGUUGAUGGCUGUGUAAUGGACACACACACACACACACACACACACACACACAACAGCUGGUUUACUAAUGGAACUCUGAGACACACAAAAGCAUACACGUUUGAGCAGGUGUCUUCCUCUUCCUGACGUUUCUUUGAGCAGACAUCAUUUUGUAGAAUCUUAAUGUACACAUUUUUGAGACCACCUUAAAAGACGGGAUGAAAGUACUUUUGAACCCUAGUGCCUUCAGGGUCCUGUGACCAGGGAGGCACUGGAAGGGACCAGGCAUCUUACCCACCAGCAUCUUCUUGCUGGGGCCAUGCCUGUGGCCCUUGUCCUUUAAGGUGAGGGCCUUCCGACUGCUCUGAAACAGCCCUGUGUCAGGAAAGCUCACAGCAUUGUAGCUAUUUCCAAGAUGCCAUAGGGGCCAGACAACGAAUCACAGCUUCUAGUUUGCUGUGGGCAAGGCACCUCUCUGUGGCUACCUGGUAACAAAAGUUUAUUAUCUGUGAAUUUUUUUCUUAAUAUUUAAAACAAAAACCAACCUUAUGUUUUUCUAUAGAAAAAAAAAAAAAAACAAAACAGAAGUAAAAGAUCAGGCUGCGCUUCGGGUCAAAGGCUUUUUUUUUUUUCCUGCUGGUAAACAGGACUGGAAACUUUCUUUAACAAAAUGAAAAGGCUAAUUGCUGAACCACCAGAAUACAUGGCCUGUUUGUGCCUGGGCCCUCCCGGCAGCAAAGUGGUAUCAGAGGUGUUUCAUUGUGCCUCUGGUGGCAACACUGUUUCACUUGCAGACUGACCUUACCCCCCUGCUCAGCUUUCUAGAAAGCCAGCCUCCAAGCGGGCUUUGCCUGACGGUGUGUACAGAAUGGUUGGAGAAGGGCGAGUUAUUUAAUUUUAAGUGUUUUAAUAAAGCCAAGGAGAUGAGCAUUGAGAACACAAGCUUGAAGUUUUGUGCCAGGACUGUUGGGCCUCACACCCUGUGUCUGGGCGGCUGGGAAGUGGCUGGAGGGUGGCUGUGCGAUGGAGUUCUGGGCACUGCCUUCCAGGAUGCACACUCCCGGACCGUCUAUGCCGCAGAUCUAGCGGGUUUACUCGGACCUGCACAUUUUUGAUAUGUUGCCACAUCCUGUGGAGCCAUAAGGUCUGACUGUACUUGAGGCUUUCCUGCAUUUUUACUUUUUGGGAAGAAGAGAUUUGGGCUGAGAAAUCUGUAAAAGCAUGCGCCUGGGUGAAAUGUGAAGCUGGCCCUCUUCAAAGCUGAAAAGCAGUGGAAUGUCCAGCCUGGGGUGGGAGUGGGGGUUCUGUGGGCUGUGUGUGCAGCGAUGGCUCCUGGGCCUGACUCUGGGCUUACCUGAAGAACACUGUCGCAGGCUCCCAAACCGUCACCUCAUCACGUGUGCAAGCAAACUGUCGAUAACUUUGUUUUCUGUUCAGGAGGCAUGUGAGCAGCUACCCAGAAGUCUCCAGCCAAAAGGGGAGCCCGCUCCUCUGCAGGUGCCUUACCAACGUGUGCUUUUCCGUUUUCACAUGUCAAAGAUGUUGGACAGAGUCUUGUACUUGAAAAAUGCUAUAAACAAGUUGCUAUGAAAUAAAUUCUGACCUGUGGACAGAA
Molecule: messenger RNA, 3210 nt
Organism: Meriones unguiculatus (Mongolian gerbil)
Lineage: Eukaryota; Metazoa; Chordata; Mammalia; Rodentia; Muridae
Gene: Rhou
Product: ras homolog family member U
Exons: 3
Coding region: 52-837 (261 amino acids)
Biological process (GO): small GTPase-mediated signal transduction
Molecular function (GO): GTPase activity; GTP binding
Source: RefSeq, a predicted model, not a curated record